UCCGUUUGAUUUCAUUUUUUUGGUAAAAAUUGUGUUUUUCUUUUAAUUUUGAAGAUUUUGGGUACAGGAUUUUCAAAAAUUUCAAGUGUCAUCGUUCAAUUAAACUAUCAACGGACGAAAUAUUAUGUAACAGGAGUUUCUAACUGAUCCGUUCAAACAUUAGUAACUGAAAAAACAUUGAUAAAAUGGCAACAUCAUCUCAACUUUUCGACGGAGCUUCUGAAGAUAAACUUAUCAAUCCGCCCAAGGAUUUCCAGGAAAAACUAUGUGCUAUGGAAUAUGAGACUCAAUUCUUCGGAUUUUCUCCUCUGGCGUACUAUGACUUUCUCAAGAAAUACACCUCGAAUCAAAUCAAAACCGAACUCGGAAAACAAGGAGCUUCGAUCUCGAAGCAAGCGGAUGAUGCCGAAACGGUUAAAUGUAACGCUGCUACGGAGAGAUUAAUUCAGAAAACCGAUGAGAGAGUGGAACAAGCAUUCAAAACGAUCGAGUCGAAAUUUCUGAACGUGUUUGCUAUUCCUUCGAACGUUCUAUUACCCGAAGACGAAAUUCAGAAAAAUCAGUACACAGAAGAAGAUCGAAAACAAAUUGACGCUGAAAUAGAAGCCCUCGAAAAGAAAUAUAAAGGGUGUUUAUGCCUGGAAAGUCGUUUCGAAGCAGAACUCGAAGAAUGUACAGCUUUGGAUAACAUCGAAAAAGAACUGAUGAAAGUAGAAGAUAUCAUAUUGAAUAAGCUGAACGGUAAACUUUCGUCUAAAUUGAAAUCUUGGCAAAGUCUUCGGGAUGACUUGAACGAAUAUGAUUCUUUACGUGAACUUUUUAAGAAAGUUGUAGGACUAGAAUCGUAAUACGUUGUGAAUCUAUCCUGACUUUUCCAGGGACUACUUAUUAAUCGAUGUUUGAAUUCGUGUUUAUUAUAAUAUUAUUAUCGCGAAUGUGAAUUUACAUUUAUAACUAUAUACGUACUAAAAUUAUGACUGUUUAAGCUACAUAGAUGUGGAUUGUGGAUAUACUGACACGAUUGUCUCAUUUUAUUUUAUACAUUAUUGUGAGUUUGUUUGUAACUACAAUGUAUUUUUGUGUAUUAGUUUCUGAUUCAGCUUGAAAUUGAAAAUAAAAUUUAUAAUUAUUGUUGUUUCAA
Messenger RNA from Planococcus citri (citrus mealybug), 1141 nucleotides. RefSeq names its product protein MIS12 homolog. Gene Ontology annotation, biological process: mitotic cell cycle. NCBI's taxonomy places the organism in Eukaryota, Metazoa, Arthropoda, Insecta, Hemiptera, Pseudococcidae. The transcript has 4 exons. The coding region runs from base 186 to 848 and encodes 220 amino acids. Gene Ontology annotation, cellular component: chromosome, centromeric region; nucleus. The record is from RefSeq and is a predicted model, not a curated record.